This is a messenger RNA of Durusdinium trenchii, 1257 nucleotides long. The record is from the annotation of a GenBank genome assembly. NCBI's taxonomy places the organism in Eukaryota, Dinophyceae, Suessiales, Symbiodiniaceae.
AUGUCCGCUGAAAUAGCGGUGGAACAUGCUGACUUUGUGGAGAUUGCCUUGAGGUUCUUGGCUGCAUUGCACAGCCGGAGCUUUCGUCCGGGUGGAGAGAAUUUCGAUAAACAAUGGCAGUUGCAGGAGGCCUUGAAUCGGCCUGUAGAGCAUGAUCAGCGACAGCGUUUGCUGUCGAUUUGCUUGGGACAGCGCGAUCUCUCGGUGCCUUUGAGCGCCGAGCUGAGUGAAUGCUUCUUUCGCGCAGUGGGGAGGCAGUUGCAUCUCUUUGAGGGCUGGACUAUGUUCAACCUUCAGGAACUCAUGCAUUGGGACGGGGGGAUGAGACGCUUGAAGGAUGGCAUCACAUCUUGGACAAUCCCGACUUUGCGAUGUCAGAUGCUUCCACAGAAGAUUUUCCUUCAGCCGCUACUUUUGGCCAAGAAGUGGGGGCUGCAUUUUCAACACAGCCUUGCCAAAGUGCCAGGUUCCAUGUGGGGCUUGAUCUUGGCCUACCUAACGCCACCCAGAAUCAGCUGGUUCGAGACAGUGCAACAGCGGCAAAACCAUCCGUGGUGGGAUUGGCCUCGGCAUCCCUUGGUCUUUCCGAUGCUCACCCCUUCGUCUCCACCUUUGCUGGCGAGCUCGGUGGUUGGCAUCAGUAUCUUUCAAGGCGAAGGAUCUGCGGAAGAUUGCAUGCAUCGAGCGCAGUUGGUGUCCUUGAAUUUGAACGACGUGAAGUUUGUGAAAAGCACGGCCACAAGAGCACUUUUGUGGGAAAGACUAUUGAUGAUUGCAGGCCGCAGACGUCAGGACAGGGGAGAUUCAGUGCCAGACAUUGACUUCUACGACGCUUUGCUGUGCAUGGGCAUCUACAUGCGCCUGAAGCAUUGUAUUCCGACACUGCUGCUGGAUUUCCGAGGGAAAACUCGGACACUCUUGGAGGUCGUGGCAAAAAUGCUUGCCGUGAGCACACAGCUGGUAGCAAUCAAGCAUGAGUCAGAACUCGAGGACAAUUUGGGAGGUUCAAGCAGCCUGGUUGUUCUCCAAUGUAGCCUGGCACACUGCAUUUCCAAUGGUGGCCUUUUGGAUUCCGUGCGACGAUUCCUCCUGGCUCAGCCGAAAGGAUCCACCCCCAUAGACGCGGCCAAGAGGGCCAGGCAUGUGCAGGAGCAUGGUCUUUACUUGGCCAUGUUAAUGGCCGAUUCUGAUCUAAACACGUUGGAAUUGCUGAACAGGCUCCCAUGUACAGUGAGAGAAUUGCUGGUGCCUUGUUGA